Molecule: messenger RNA, 933 nt
Organism: Suncus etruscus (white-toothed pygmy shrew)
Lineage: Eukaryota; Metazoa; Chordata; Mammalia; Eulipotyphla; Soricidae
Product: olfactory receptor 4P4-like
Exons: 1
Coding region: 1-933 (310 amino acids)
Biological process (GO): G protein-coupled receptor signaling pathway
Cellular component (GO): membrane
Molecular function (GO): G protein-coupled receptor activity; olfactory receptor activity
Source: RefSeq, a predicted model, not a curated record
AUGGAAAAUUUGAAUAAUGUCACAGAAUUUAUUCUCUUAGGAUUUUCUCAAAAAAUGGAACUAGAAAUCUUCUGCUUUUUGCUGUUCUUAGUGUGCUACACGGCCAUUUUGUUUGGAAAUUUGCUGGUCAUGAUUUCUAUCACUUGCUGUCAACUCAUUCACCAGCCUAUGUAUUUCUUCCUGAGUUACCUCUCGUUCUCAGACCUUUGCUACACGUCCACUGUUACUCCCAAGUUAAUCAUUGACUUACUAGCAGCAAAGAAGACCAUUUCCUACAAUGGCUGCAUGACACAGCUCUUUACCAUGCACUUCUUUGGAGGAAUUGAGGUCUUUAUCCUCACAGGGAUGGCUUAUGACCGCUAUGUGGCCAUCUGCAAACCUUUGCACUACACGAUUAUCAUGAGUCGACAGAAGUGUGAGGCCAUGCUAGCUGCAUCUUGUGCUGGGGGAUUCCUGCAUUCCUUUGGUCAGUUCCUCCUGGCGAUCUUUUUACCCUACUGUGGCCCCAAUGAGAUCGAUCACUAUUUCUGUGAUGUAUACCCUUUGCUAAAACUGGCCUGCACGGACACCAGGAAAAUUGGACUCUUGGUCAUUGCUAAUUCUGGCCUCAUGGGCUUGGUGACAUUUGUGGUUCUAUUAAUAUCGUAUGCUGUGAUUUUAUACACUGUCAGAUCCUACUCAGUGGAGAAUCGCCGCAAAGCCCUUUCCACGUGUAGUUCACACAUUACUGUGGUGGUCCUCUUUUUCGCUCCUUUACUUUUCAUUUAUAUAAGACCCGCAACUACUCUGCCAGAAGACAAAGUAUUUGCUCUUUUUUAUACUAUCAUUGCCCCCAUGCUAAACCCUCUGAUAUAUACACUAAGAAACAUGGAGAUGAAAAAUGCCAUAAAGAAACUGUGGUGCAGUAUCAUAGGAAUGAAGGUAAUAGGUUAA